Molecule: messenger RNA, 2082 nt
Organism: Manacus vitellinus (golden-collared manakin)
Lineage: Eukaryota; Metazoa; Chordata; Aves; Passeriformes; Pipridae
Gene: ENGASE
Product: endo-beta-N-acetylglucosaminidase
Exons: 14
Coding region: 1-2082 (693 amino acids)
Biological process (GO): protein deglycosylation
Cellular component (GO): cytoplasm
Molecular function (GO): mannosyl-glycoprotein endo-beta-N-acetylglucosaminidase activity
Source: RefSeq, a predicted model, not a curated record
AUGUCCAGCAUCCAGCCGGCRGCGGAGACCCGGGGAACCACCGUCCUGCACGACACCAUCAAUGACCGCCCGCAGCCCCUGCCAGCGCGGUACUUCGACACAAAGACGACAGAGCCCAUCAGCUUCUUCUUGUCCGGCCUGGAAGAGCUGCUGGCCUGGCAGCCCAACAGCAACGAUGACUUCAACAUCUCGGCCGUGCCGCUGGCCAAGCGCCAGCCCCCACUCCACAGCAGGAGGCCCCGGACGCUGGUGUGCCAUGACAUGCGUGGCGGGUACCUGGAGGACAGGUUCAUCCAGGGCUCAGCCACACGCAACCCCUACGUCUUCUACCAUUGGCGCUACAUCGACAUCUUUGUCUACUUCAGUCACCACACUGUCACCAUCCCGCCCGUGGUCUGGACCAACGCGGCGCACCGGAACGGCGUCCCCGUGCUGGGCACGUUCAUCACGGAGUGGACGGACGGGGAGAAGAUGUGUGAGGCGUUCCUGGCUGGCGGGGAGGAGGCGUUCGGUGCCGUGGCCGAGCAGCUGGCCCGCAUCGCCCAGCACUACCGCUUCGAUGGCUGGCUGGUCAACAUCGAGAACACGCUGAGCGCGGCAGCAGUGGGGAACCUGCCCCCCUUCCUGCGGGACCUGACGGCACGGGUGCACAGCGCUGUGCCAGGGGGGCUGGUGAUCUGGUACGACAGCGUCCUGCAGGAUGGCACGCUGAGGUGGCAGAAUGAGCUGAAUGAGGACAAUAGGGUGUUCUUCGAUGCCUGUGAUGGGCUGUUCACCAACUACAACUGGAAGGAGAAGCAGCUGGAGCACACACUCAGGCUGGCCGGGCCACGCCACGCUGACGUUUAUGUUGGUGUUGAUGUCUUUGCCCGUGGGGACGUAAUCGGUGGUGGCUUCGACACUGACAAGUCCCUGCGCCUGAUCCGCCAGCACAGCCUCUCCGCUGCCAUCUUCGCUCCCGGCUGGGUCUAUGAGCACCUGGGGGAGGAAAACUUCCUGCAGAACGAGAAUAGGUUCUGGGGCUUGCUGGCUGAGUACUUGCCCACACACAGCAUCUGCACACUGCCCCUCGCCACCUCCUUCAGCCUGGGCAUGGGCACCAGCAGGUUCCUGGAUGGAAAGGACGAAGAGUCUGGGCCCUGGUAUGACCUGAGCAUGCAGGAGAUCCAGCCCCUGUACCCAGAACACCAGGGCAGGCUGAGCACCAGCUGCUGCCUGCAGGAUGCCUGGUGUGGGGGCAGCUCCCUGAGGCUGCAGGGGACCAUUCCCCCCGGCGAGGAGCGCGUGGCCGUCCGCCUCUUCUCUUUGCAGAUGCCAGCACCCCCCAAGCUCUUCUUGACCCUGCUCUACAAGCUGGAGGGGCCACAGUCUGAUGACUUUGUGGUGGCACUGGAGGUCACCACCUGGGACUCAGGGACCUGCCUUGAGGGCAACCCCACCUCCCUGCCUGGUGAGGACCCCCCCAAUGGUCGGUAUCACCCCCGGUUCCUCCCGGCUCCACCGCCUGGACUUGCCAAGCUGCUUGCUGCCUGCCACCGUGGCUCCCAUGGCUGGACCAGCCGGUGCUAUGAGCUGGAGCUGCAGGACUGCACCCUGCGAGACCUCUCUGUGAUUGUGUCCCGCCAGCAGCCCAGCCCGCAGGAGACAUCCUUCACCUGCCUCCUCGGGGAGGUCCGGGUGCUGGACACGGCCAGCGUGGCGGCUUCCCCGCCACAGGUGCUCAGUGUGACAGCCUCGCAGCUUUGGUGGCAGGAGGGCCCCGAGCCUGAGGAGCUCUCGCUCAGCCUCACCCUGCGCUGGUCCUUCCCGCCUGGCCGUGCCAGAUGCUUCCGUGUCCUCAGCCAGGGUGCCCGGUGCCGCCGAGGCCAGACGGCACCGCAGCUGCUGGGGCUGGCACAGGGCUGCCUGUUCCGUGCCGUGGGGCUGCCGGUGCCGCGGCCGACGCCCGGGCAGUCCUGCCGGCUGGAGCUGCUGGUGGAACCGGUGCUGCGGGAUGAGCUGCCCGUGGACCCCGACCGCUGGGGCCGCCUCGUGCUGGUCUAUUCCUCACCAGGCAGUGGCACCAGCUCAGAUGGGCAUUAA